Molecule: messenger RNA, 2043 nt
Organism: Mustela lutreola (European mink)
Lineage: Eukaryota; Metazoa; Chordata; Mammalia; Carnivora; Mustelidae
Gene: GJA9
Product: gap junction protein alpha 9
Exons: 1
Coding region: 1-1545 (514 amino acids)
Biological process (GO): cell communication
Cellular component (GO): connexin complex
Source: RefSeq, a predicted model, not a curated record
AUGGGGAACUGGAAUUUCCUUGGAGGCAUCCUGGAGGAAGUUCACAUCCACUCCACCAUAAUUGGAAAGAUCUGGCUCACUAUCCUGUUCAUAUUUCGAAUGCUUGUUCUGGGUGUAGCAGCUGAGGAUGUCUGGAAUGACGAGCAGUCUGGCUUCAUCUGUAAUACAGAACAACCUGGCUGCAGAAAUGUGUGCUAUGACCAGGCUUUUCCUAUCUCCCUUGUUAGAUACUGGGUUUUGCAAGUGAUAUUUGUGUCUUCACCAUCCCUGGUCUAUAUGGGCCAUGCUUUAUACCGACUGAGGGUUCUGGAGAAAGAGAGGCAGAGGAAGAAAGCUCAACUGAGAGGAGCACUGGAGGGGGUGGAGUUUGAAAUGCCUGGGGACCGAAGGAGACUGGAGCAAGAACUUUGUCAGCUGGAACAAAGGAAACUAAAUAAAGCUCCACUCAGAGGAACACUGCUUUGCACUUACGUGGUACACAUUUUCACUCGCUCCGUGAUUGAGGUUGGGUUCAUGAUCGGACAGUAUCUUUUAUAUGGAUUUCAUUUAGAGCCUUUAUUUAAAUGCCAUGGCCACCCGUGUCCAAAUAUAAUUGAUUGUUUUGUCUCAAGACCAACAGAAAAGACAAUAUUCCUACUAUUUAUGCAAGCCAUAGCCACUGUUUCGCUUCUCUUAAAUGUUCUAGAAAUUUUCCACCUAGGUUUUAAAAAGAUUAAAAGAGGGCUUUGGGGACAAUAUAAAUGGAAGGAUGAGCAUAAUGAAUUUUUUGCGAACAAGUCAAAACAAAAUCCUGCCAAGUAUCAGAGCGCAUCUGCAAAUUCACUGAAGAGACUCUCUUCUGCACCUGAUUAUUACCUGUUAAUGGAAAAGCAAAAACACACAGCAGUGUGCCCUAGUUUAAAUUCACCUGCAUUUCAGGUGGAUCCUGACAAUCACAGCGGAAAUGAUGAGAAAUGUGUUUUGGAUAAACAAGAAAUUGUACUUUCUGAUGAGAUGCACACACUUAGCGCUACCUGUAGUCAUCUUCAACACUUCAGCUCAUGUAAUAAUGAAGACACUCAUAAAAUAUUUAGAAAAGAAAUGGGUAACCCAUUAAGGGAAAAGAGAGAAAUUGAUUGCAAAGACAGCAAAAGGAACCACUGCUCUAGAGGUCACUGUUCUAUUCCAGGUGUUGCUAUAGAUCUGGACAACCACAUGGGGCAGUCAUCCCAAACAGCUUUCCCUCUACCUGCUAACUGUGCCUGGGAACAGUUGUGGCCUAGUGCUACGUGGGGUCCCUCUAAGGAAGAUGAAAAUCAGGUGUCACCUCCUAAAGGAAACCUGAAGGGCCAGUUCAGAGAGGGCACAAUUAGCACCCUUCCUCCUUCCCAGGGAGACUGCCAGUCACUUGACAUUCCAGAUACUCCUGCUUCUUUGGGACAAUUGUCCUUUGAAUCUGAUUUGGUCAGAAGCUGCAAUAAUCCUACUGCUUGUCCUCCAAAUCAUUUGGGAUUGCUGACAAACAACCUCAUUGGUAGGCGGGCUCCCACAGACCUUCAGAUCUGAACAGCUGUUGGCUUCUAGACAUUCUGCAUAUUAAGCUAUCACAGAAGUACCCUAGUGGUGGUGGAGUGCAGGCAAGACAAGGGUAGCCCUAAAGACCCGUUGUUAAGGCAGACAACUGCAAAACCAUUUCAAAAAGGAAAAAGAGAUUAAUUCUGAAUGGUGAAGGGGCAGUUUUAAACUCAAUGACAUAGUUACCAAAUCAGAAUUACUUUUUCAGAGACUUCCUUUAAAAUUCAUGAAAACUGAUUCUGGGAAAGUCACAUGUUCAGAAUCGAGGCUUAAUGGUUUGGAAACAGAUUUUUCCCUGAAGGGAGUACAGCUUUAGGAGACUGUCCUUGUUCUACAUAAUUCUCCUUUCUACUUGCUAAUCUUUUAUUUCUGGACAAUGGUUCAAUUGUUUGUCCCUGGGACUUAAUUUAAUUUCUUUAUUGACUGCAACCUGAUGUCUCCUGAGUAUAGUGAUAAUAUUGCUGUCUAGUAAAUAAAAUUUUAAAAAGA